AGUUGGUUUUUGGUCUUCUACUAAAACUGCCUACAAAAAUGAAGGUAUUGAUUGUGGUUGCCUUGUCGUUAGUAGCUGUCGCUAAUUGCCGACCCGAUGUAUCCCAUUUAAUACCUACUGGUAGUUAUUUGCCGGUAGCGCCACCUUCUGGCAAUUAUUUACCGAGCGAUUCGCCUUAUGGAUCAGACAAAGACGAAAAGCACGUAUACUUUUAUGGUUCCGAUGAGGAUCAUUACGUGCGGUUCAAGGUUAACGUCGUACCAGCAUCGCAUAAGAACACCAAGAUCAUCUUCGUAAAAGCACCUGGAUUUGGAAUCGUUCCAGAAGUCGUCGCACCUCCAUCACAAGCAGAAGACAAGACCUUGGUGUACGUAUUGGUAAAGAAACCGCAAGAUGGAUCCAUCAGCAUUCCAACUGGUCUCGGCGUCAAGCAAGAGAAACCCCAAGUGUUCUUCAUCAAAUACAACAGCAAGCAAGAUGCCGCGUCCCAAGUAAGCGCCGGUGCACAAGGACAACAAGUUGGGCAUAGCGUUCCGGAUUUGGGUAGUGAAAGCGCAUUCGUAGGUACUUUGGGCAACGGCGCCCAAGCUAACGGACACUCGGGUGGUGGAUACCCAUCGGGAGGACCAAGCAACGGACAAACUGAAGUAAAUAUUCUUCCCGAUGAUAAUCAUAGCGGACCAUAUUAA
Molecule: messenger RNA, 689 nt
Organism: Photinus pyralis (common eastern firefly)
Lineage: Eukaryota; Metazoa; Arthropoda; Insecta; Coleoptera; Lampyridae
Exons: 2
Coding region: 39-689 (216 amino acids)
Source: RefSeq, a predicted model, not a curated record